This is a messenger RNA of Lethenteron reissneri (Far Eastern brook lamprey), 2528 nucleotides long. Its product is annotated as dual specificity tyrosine-phosphorylation-regulated kinase 4-like. Gene Ontology annotation, biological process: peptidyl-threonine phosphorylation; peptidyl-serine phosphorylation. Gene Ontology annotation, molecular function: protein serine/threonine kinase activity; ATP binding. The record is from RefSeq and is a predicted model, not a curated record. Lineage: Eukaryota; Metazoa; Chordata; Hyperoartia; Petromyzontiformes; Petromyzontidae.
GUCUCCCUCAGGCAGUUUGUCCGUUAGAGAGUCGGGGGGAGCAUCUGGCGAAGAGACCCGGACUGUGCGAGAGACGCUGUGAGUUCUGUGCACCCUGCUCUGCAAGUUGCUACCAUGGAGAUGAGCCGAGCUGGAGAGGCGAGGAGUAAGGGCGAAUCUUGCACCACGUGGAGUGCGCUGUCCUCAGAGGGCACCGCCUCCAUCUGCAGCAAAUCACCGCAAGAAAUCAUGGCUCUCUUUGGCCCUCACUUGACCAACCGUGAGAAGCUAGAACUCGCAGCCAUGCAGGAAGUGUGGUACUUUGCACUUUUCAACAAAUCUCAGGGAUUCAACAAUGAUGGAUACGACGACUACGAACGAAAUUACAUUCUGUUCCGGCAUGAGCACCUCCGCUAUCGCUAUGAGGUGCUGAAGAAGAUUGGAGAAGGAGGUCAAGGCCAGGUUAUCCAGUGCCUUGAUCACAAACGAAACAUCCUGGUGGCCAUCAAGAUCCUGGUGUCACCAUCGAGCUCCAAGCAAGAAACAUACCAGAAGAUGGAGCUCCAGAUAGCUCUGGAACUUCAGGACGAGGGCAGUGAUGAAGAUUUCAACGUCAUCAAAGUCCUGAACAUAUUUCAUUUCAGAGGACACUACUGUAUCGUCAUGGAGCUGUUGAAGGAGAGCCUUCAUGAAGUGAUUAGGAAUGCGGGGCUCCGACGGUUGGACAUGGCGAUGGUGAAAACCUACACCAGGGGCAUCCUCAAGUUCUUGCGCCACAUACAUUCCAGGAAAAUCGUCCACGCGGACAUCAAGCCUGAAAAUGUUCUCGUCAAAGACACCGUGACUGGCACCGUGAGGAUCACGGACUUUGGCACGAGCUUUUUCGUGGAAAGUCAACCUAUGAAUGUUGGUGGCACCCUAGAAUACUUGGCUCCGGAGCUGUUGCUGGGCUAUAGCUUGACAUGUGGAGUGGAUAUGUGGGCGCUGGGCUGCACGGUGGCGGAGUUGGCGACGGGCAGGGAAUUAUUCCGGUCCAACAGCCACGAAGAUCACCUCCCGCGCUGCAUAGAGAUUCUGGGGAUGCCUCCAAGGUACAUGGUGAAUGGAGCACCCGACAGAACGCAGUUCUUUGACCAUCGGGGGAAGAUGUUCUGCCCAGGCAAGAAAAGGGUUCCGGGGAGCUUCCCACUUCACAGGGUGCUCAAAAGCGAUGACCCGGAGUUUGUCAAAUUCAUCAGCUCCUGUUUGCGAUGGGAUCCGAAUUGUCGUAUGACGCCAGCGCAGGCGCUGGCUCAUAACUGGCUCCGGACCGCGGCCACCAGCACCACCACGGCCAGCAAAGCCACCACCACCACCACCGCUGCUGCUCCUGGCAGUGUGAAGCGCUCUGGAGCUGCUAAGCGACGAGUGGAGCUGGCACAGCGCCCAACCUCCUUGCUCGCCCAGGCCUCUAAAGAGAAGUUGAAGGUUGUGGAGGAAGAGACCAUGGUGGAGGAGCUGGUGGUGCUGGAGGAAGAGGAGACUCUGGUAGAGGAGUUGGUGGUACUUGAGACGCUGGUGGAGGAGUUGGUGGUACAGCAGGAGACCCUCGUGGAGGAGUUGGUGGUACUUGAGGAGACCCUGGUGGAGGAGAUGGUGGUACAGGAGACCCUGGUAGAGGAGUUGGUGGUACAGGAGGAGACCCUGGUGGAGGAGUUGGUGGUACAGCAGGAGACCUUGGUGGAGGAGUUGGUGGUACAGGAGGAGACCCUGGUGGAGGAGUUGGUGGUACAGGAGACCCUGGUGGAGGAGUUGGUGGUACAGGAGGAGACGUUGGUGGAGGAGUUGGUGGUACAGCAGGAGACCCUGGUGGAGGAGUUGGUGGUACAGCAGGAGACCUUGGUGGAGGAGUUGAUGGUACAGGAGACCCUGGUGGAGGAGUUGGUGGUACAAGAGGAGACCCUGGUGGAGGAGUUGGUGGUACAGGAGGAGACCCUGGUGGAGGAGUUGGUGGUACAGGAGGAGACCUUGGUGGAGGAGUUGGUGGUACAGAAGGAGACGCUGGUGGAGGAGUUGGUGGUACAGGAGACCCUGGUGGAGGAGUUGGUGGUACAGCAGGAAAAGAGGAAGCAAGGGAGCCUGGCCCGCAUAGGGAGAGCCAUCCGCUCACUCCUCCGACGUGUGCUGCUUUGUGGUGGCCGGUCCACUGCACAGUAGGGGUGGUGGAGGUGGUGGAUCAGUGUGAACCCUGAUCACUUUUACCACACUCACCACACUCACAACACUCACCCUGCACCCACCCACCCUGUAAUACCCUCCACCCACCACACUCACCCUGCACCCACCACACUCACCCUGCACCCACCACACUCACCCUGCACCCACCAGGUGGAGGUGGUGGAUCGGUGUGAACCAUGAUCACUUUUACCACACUCACCACACUCACAACACUCACCCUGCACCCACCCACCCUGGAAUACCCUCCACCCACCACCCACACCCUGCACCCACCACCCACACCCUGCACCCACCAUACACACCCUGCACCCACCCAGUCCGUGAUACCCCCA